This is a messenger RNA of Neoarius graeffei (lesser salmon catfish), 6523 nucleotides long. It is a transcript of the gene bicral, whose product is annotated as BICRA like chromatin remodeling complex associated protein. The transcript has 11 exons. The record is from RefSeq and is a predicted model, not a curated record. Gene Ontology annotation, biological process: positive regulation of DNA-templated transcription. Gene Ontology annotation, cellular component: SWI/SNF complex. Bases 1683 to 4172 code for a protein of 829 amino acids. NCBI's taxonomy places the organism in Eukaryota, Metazoa, Chordata, Actinopteri, Siluriformes, Ariidae.
AAGGAAAAAACACACACGGCCUCCUUCCACCCCUUCCUUCGGGGAGGGAAGAGUGAGCGCGGAGAGAAAAAUCUAUCUGAGGCAGAGUAAGGACAGUGAGGGAAAAUAUAUGAGUGGGAGAGAGGGAGAAGAAGAAGAAGGAGGAGGAGGUGGAGGAGAGGAGAUGAGAUGAAAGGAGGGGGAGCAAAUUAAAAGUUGCCAAAUGGAGAUAUUGGGUUUCAAGAGGAGUGAGACAGGAGUAAGGGUUUGCCUCUUUUUCAAAGUCGUCUUUAUGUUAUGCAAAUUGAAAUAAAUAUUUAUUGUUUGACACGGCUUACUGCGUUAUGUUUUGUCGUCGAAUUGGACCCGUUUCUGGGAAGGAGGGGAAACCUAACCGAGCAGGCUAGCCUUCAGUCCUCAGCAGGCCAUUAGUAGGAAAGGAAAAAGAAAUGCGAGGAUCUGUUAGGUUUGUUUUCUUCUCGCAAACGAACACAACGUAGAUUGUUGUUUUUUUAAUUUAGAUAAGCAUCCGAAAUGAUGCCAAACAGAUCAAACCUGUGAACGGUUGCUAGUCCAAUGGUGGCCGUCGUGCCUUCCUUUCCUCACUGAGUCCACCUGAGCAGGAAUGAAGCACAGGAUCUCAGCUCACUGUCCCCUACUCUACUCUACUCUACUCUGCUUCUGAACAAACCCAAAAGCUCUUGUUGGUCGUAUUCCCUUUUCUCGGAUGUACAAUCGAGACAACCCCGAGCCUCAUGGCUAAGCUAAAAAAUAAAAAUAACACGACAGAGCUUUCAGUUUGAGAUCCGAUCCGAGUGUAGAUGGAGAGUGAACAGUCCCCCCUCUCUCUGCCACAGUUUAAAUUAGGAUGUAUAUUGAGGGUUGAUGCUUUUUGCUGCGUCUCCUUUCCGCCCCCCAGACUGCAACAAUCCAAGAGCUAACUAAAGCUGUGCUAGCUGGCUAUGGUGGGGUUGGGUUUUUUUUUUCUUCCCUUCAAAGAGAGGAAGGAAAACCGACAUUUCUCCUCCCUUGUUUGUCUAAAGUAUUAACACGGAUUAACCAAAUAAGUGCCUGUUAGAUAUAUCUAGCUGUAAACAUGUAGGCGCCAGACUGAGUUUUUUGCUCUACAUUUACGUUGUCAUUUUGGUGUAACACCGCCAUGAAGCGGCCAUUACACACAACACAAAGUACCCAAGCCAUACACACACACACACACACUCGGGCUACUGCAAACAAAAAUCACCAAACGAACAUGAAUAAAAACGCAUUUUAUAUGAAAGUGAAGACGAAUUGUGAACAUCUCAACAUCUAUUUCUGUAAUAAGUGAUCCAGUUUGACCUUAGCAAAGGAUUUUAAAACGUUUUGUAUCAUGACAUAUUAGCAUGAUAUUUAAAAUAAACCCAAUAACAGCGGCUUGCUGAAGGAAAGUCAGUCUUAUUAAAUAUCUGACCAUUAUGUCCUGCUCAUCCGCCAUAUAUAUAUAUAUAUAUAGACUGCUUUAGUCCCUGUCUUUUUAUAUACAUUUCAAGUUUGUUUGUUGUCCGUAUCUCUUCUUAAAAACCUCAAUACGUUUCUCUGACUAUUCCGGACAAGUGUGUGUUUUGUAAGCGAAUGAACAUGUUGGUGUUCGUACAUUUUGUCUGGUUUCAGCAGAGUGGCGCAGUUUCAGCUAACAGCCGCCAUUUUGCACUCGGCUGGGUGUCAUGGAUGAUGAAGACGAUCGCCGUCUUCUGGAUUUUAUUGGAGAUGUACAAGCUCUAAAUGACUAUCUUCACGGCUCCAAUAGCAAAUCGAUAGAAGAGGAUGACCUGACAAAUGCAGCUUAUGAAUCUGCAAGCUCAUUUUUCACAAAUGACACAGGUGGCUCAGAUGAAGGACUUAAAGAUGGCCACAAUCACCUGGAAGUGUUUGGUGAGGCUGGUGAAUCUGGACUCACCAGCAGCCUUCAGUUUAUUGAAGAUGAACUGGAGGGUGGCGUCUCCCCGAGUGGUGGGGUUGAUCUUGGUAGUGAGGACCAACCUUUUGAUAUCCUACAGAAGUCUUUAUUGGAGGCAGAUAUUACUGAACAGACAUUGGCCGAAGAGGCAUUGCUGGACUCUCAGCCAGCUAUGUGUCCUAGCACUGCAACCUUCCCCCAGCAGCUGGUCUCUGGAGGAAUUGGAGGUGUUUCAGGAACUGGACUGGUGGCUCCAAUGCCCCUAGCUGGGGCACAACCUCAGGCUUUUAUCCAGCAAGUUCCCCAGCUGCCAUUGCCAAAUGGACCAGCAGGACACAUUCAGUUAUUGAGCUCUCUUAAUGGAAGUACUCCCUCCAUGAUGACUAUCAAGAGCCUGGAGCGACCUCAGAUCCUCUUAAGGCCUGGUGGAAAUGCAGUGAUGGGCAAUGCUGGGCAGGGUACAGCUUUCGUUCCUUCUGCACCUGGGCAGGUAUCUGUUCCCUUUAAUAAAGGGCCAAUACAGCUGCAGAAUAUUAUUAUUCAGAGAGGCCCUGUACCACAGUCUUUGGUCAGACCCAUUCAGCCUAAGGCUGUCCAAACAGGUGGACAAACUGUGUACAAUAUAAGCAAUCUAGGUAUCCAACCCAACACCACUACUAUUGCAACCCCAGUUAAUACUAUGGGGUACACAGCCAAUGGAUCUCCACAGACUACCCAGCAGGUAAAAGUUGUAGUCCAUUCUCCCUUUGGACAACAAGGGCAACCACAGGUUCAAGCCAGUCUUCCCCAGGGGCAGUUUUUAUUACCCACUGGCAGCACUGUUCAUGGGCUUCAGGCAGUGAAUGGUCAGGUGCUUCAAAGCAACACUCAAGUGAGUGACCCAUCCUUAACUAGCACUACUACAUACUCUAUCUUGACUAAUCAGAAUACAGCUGUGCAGAUUAUCGCUGGGCAAAAUUUUGCAGCUGGUGGGCAGAUGAUCGUGAAUCAAGGUGUGGUUAGUGCAGGUCAGAUAGGGCAAACCUCUCCUACAGGGGUAAUGCAGGUUGCUCAGAGGCCUGGUGGCACAACCAAAGUCUGGACUGCCAAUCCAUCACCCACUCCAACCGCUGUACAGGCUUUGCAGGCACCAAACCGUCUCACCAUGGUAAACUCCACAGGCCAGACUCAUCUACAGAUAUCUGUUAGCCCAGGACAGCGUCUUCUGGUGCCUGUAGCACAAAACAACACAAACUCUUCACACACUGCAGUCCAAGAACUACAGUUUGAAAAGCAGCAAAUACCUCUCAACCAGGACUCCACAUUACCAAAACAGAAAGCUCAGACCCAGCUGGCGCAUCUGCUUGGUACUAAAGGGGUGAAAACUUCUGCCAACCAGGAAUCCCUUCUCCUAACUAUUUCAAAGAGACCUGAAAAUCAGCAGCUUAGCAGAGGAGGAAUGGUUCUUGAGCAGCUAAAGAGAGAUCAUACCAGGGUCGUAUCUCCAGACCGUACACCCUUCACUUCACUAAAUGAUGUCAUCGACAGAUUGCUGCCCUAUCAUGUGUUCCAAGGGGAGCCACCCUCUGAGGAGGAUUUUGCCAAAGUGGAUGAAGAAUUUGAGGCAGCUGCCACACAAGUGUUAAUGAGAACACAGUCCAUGGUAAACAAAUACAGGCGUUUGCUCAUGGUGGAAGCUGAGCGGUCCAGCCCUUCAUCAGAAAUGGUGAUGAUAGACAGGACAUUCAACCAAGAGGAACGAAAUAACUUAAUUCAAGACAAACGAACGGUACUUGUAGACCCAGAUGGCUUUAUAGAGGAAUUCUGCUGUGGACCUAAGAAGUUGACUUCAAACUCGGUGGCCAUGGAUUUAGAUGGCCAUGAGGAGAUCCCCAGUUUGAUGGAGACUUCUCCUAGCCAAGACACACCACACGUACAAGGAUACGGAGAGAGGACAGAACGCCAUGUAAAGCCUGCUUAUAGGACAGACGUUUAUUCAGUUUUUGAGGAUCCAGGGGGUGAGGGCCAUGAAGAAAGCUUCAGUAAGAGCAGCCUGGACAUGAAGAAAAUGAAAUCCAACAACAACAGCAGUAGCAGCCAGCACCACCAACACUUUCACCCUGCCCAUUACUCUUGCACAUCUCCCAGCCAUUCUCAGCACAUUUCUGGCCAUUUGUACCCCUCUGAACAGCUCCAGUCUUUUGGUCAUGGUCAUGUCCAACUAUCUGACACUGAUUCUGUGCUUGAAGCUGCAGUGAAUAGUAUAUUAGACUGUUAGCAUUUAUUUUUUUUUGUUUUGUUUUAUUGUGUUGGAUACUGUCACAAUCGUGAGUCGAGUCCUGCAACAUGUGAGACUAAAGGAUGCACUUCAGCAAAACAAAUGUUUGUGCGCACAGUGUCCCUUUAGUACAUGGUAAGCAGUGCAGAGAAAAAAAAUGACUGUGCCUACUGUUCUGGAAACGUUUACAUGAAAAGCCUUUUUGGAAGUGCACCCACACAAAGCAGUAUGGUCUGAUGUUUGAAAAAUGCUGGUUACACAAAUGUGUGUAUGACGUGUGUGUUAGUUACUGUCUGUAGUUCUGGAACAUACCUACUCAUAGACACUUUGAUCAGAUCAAGAGUACGCUUGUACCACGUGUGGAGGUUUUCUGUGUCCGUUUUAGUUUAGGUGUAGGCAGGUCUUUUGUGGCUGGAAAAGCAGGACUUCGUAAGACUUACUGCUUCUGACUUAUAGCUGUCCUUGAUCUUUCAAUAAGAUUGUUGCAGUAGUGUCUGGCAAAAUAAGGCAUCAAAAUAUAGGCACUCUUAGUUGUUUUAAAGUAGUAGUAUUUAAUCUCGGUCCCACAACCUCCUUGCACUGCACAUUUGGGUGUUCAUUCUUUUAAAUUUCUGAUUUACUUAAGAAGAGCUCGAAAUUUAUCUGAACAACUGAACUGGUUGAAAUCCUAAACUAUGCAGUCCAGGUGAGGAAUUGAAUACUGUUGUAAGAGCGAUGAUUGAUUGAUUUGAUUGAUUGAUUGUGCUCAUUUCCUUUUAUUUAGCAUUUAGUUUUGUACCUUACAGGUAUGUGACCUUCUGUCCACAGAGACAAGCUCACUUUGAGUGUAUUUCUUUCCUUCCUUUUUUCCCCUCCCUUCUUCCUGCAGGGGAAAUGUAAGUCCUCAGAUUGAGGGUACAAUGUUAUAUUCUUCUAUGCUUUUGUUCAUUUUUUUUUCUUCCUUUGUUGCUUCUAGCCCUGGAGAGAGAACUUGCUCGUGCAUAACUGUAAGUUGCAUUUCCAUGAGCCCAGAGAGAUACUGUCCCAGACGUCUUCAUUUCCCCAGUGUUCCCUGCUGGUCAGGCUAUGUUCUCUCUAUGGUUUUCAUUCUUUGGUUGUAGCAUCUAACAUUUGCACACACAAACAUAGUGUCUUUUAGACAAUCCUGUUUUCUACAGCGUGUCUCUAGUCACUAUUUGGUAAGUGAUUUUGAAGUACCAACAAUUCCAUUUAAUAUGGAAUAGACGUAAUGCUUUGCCUACCCAUUUGGUUAUUUGACAGAGAUUGACAAGUUACCCGUGUGUCCACCAAGGUUUUUUUUUGUUGUUGUUUUUUUAAAUCACAUGAACAUAUUUUAAAGCCACAAUCACAAAUUUUAAAGCUACUUUAUAUAAUUUUGAUAUUAGUUCAAGGAAUUACGAUUAUUCUCAAUCAUCAAACAUAAUACAUGUUAAAUACACAGAUUUCUAUACUAUAUAACUGCUAAAAUAUUUUUAGUUUUGUAGUAUUUCUAGAAAUGCAGACAACUGCUCAGAUCUUCUUAAAAAUGUGGUUCUUUUGGGAAAAAUAAUUCAUUCAGAGCUCUAUUUAGAAAUUUUAGGUGGCAAACUGCAUCCCUGAUGAAGCAUUUAGGGAUUUCUUUGCUUCCAGUUAGUAGUUCUGAAAUUUCUGACUGUGGCUUUUUUUUUUUUUCUUUCUGACUGCUUAACAAGUUGAUAACUAACUUGUUUAGCUCCAACAACAGGAGCGAGACCAAUGCAGCAUAAACAGCAGUGAUGCGUUUGCUCGAUACAUUUAUUUUUGUCCACUUGUUGGUAUUGAAAGGUUUCUUGUGCCUAAAAUAUGAUUUCCUUAAUCAGCAACACUAUACUGUAUGUAUAUAUCUUUCCCAGCAAUUCAACCAAAUAUGAACAAAAGUUGUACUAUGAAGUGAUGUCUGAGAUCUGAGCUUGUGUGGGUGAAGGAGGUUCAGCCUGAAGACCUUUUUGUUUGAGGGGCUUCUUUGCCUUAGUGUACGCAAGAACAAUUUGAACUGUUUGUUUGUUUUACGGUACGUAUGUGGCCUUCAGUUAAUCCCAACACCACCAUCUUGAAAGUUUGAAGUCAUCACCAUACUUAUAGCAUUUCAUUUUCAUACAAAAGUUUAUUUGCAACAUUUGUUUUGUAUUAAAAAUGAGUACAACAAAAUAUUUAUAAUUUUUGUAAGAAAAGUAUGGAAAACCAAACAAAAAGGAAGUUAUUUUUUAUGUUGAGUAUACCUUGUUUAUGUGAAAUCAAAAUAUAUGGUCAGAUAUUGAUUUAUUAUUUAAUUUGUGUUCACUACAACAGCAAAGAUCAAUCAAUAUUAAAUUCACUUUGAAUACAACAGUUAA